AUCCCUAAGGUUCCUACUGAAGGGAAGACAUUUAACUACGGUUCAUUUGACGCAGCACUUCCAACAUGAAGACGAGCGUCUGUUUGGCUGUGAUCUGUGUCUUGGCAGCGUUUGCCCUGUCAGUUGAAGCACGACACCCGAAAAAAUGUUAUGAGACGUAUAUACAGAGGAUAACUGUACCACAGCUCGUGACAUACAGGCUCUUCAUUUGGGGCAGAUGGUUCACCUUUAGGCAAUACGUAUUUACAACAAGACUAGUGACCAGGAGCCGUGAAAUACCUUGCCCGGUUAAUUGUCAGUGGGACGACUGGAAACCAAACGGAGAAUGGGGCAUUUGUUCCGUGACAUGCGGCAAAGGGUUAGAGGAGCAACUAUUGACACGCAAGAUUAAGAUCGCGGCUAAAUAUGGAGGGAAACCAUGUGAAGGACCUAAUCAAAAGCUUGACUAUCGAUCCUGUGAUAUGUUGGAUUGUCCAAGCACUAUUUGUAAGGAGAAAAAGAAUGGCCAUCAUGCUCAUCUCCAAAUAUGCGCUAAGCAUAUACACUGUGAGAAUGGCAAGGCUCACGUGAAGAAGUGCGCGGAAGGAACGGCAUGGGACAGGGACAGCAUGGCCGAUAACAAAUGUACAAGUGAAGGUCUCGAUAAGUGUGAUGGUAUCGCGUGUAUUCGCGGGAUGAUUUACCCUGAUCAGAGGGAUUGUAGGUUGUACCACAAGUGCGACCACAACCGACUGCACCAGAAGAAAUGCCCAGAGACUGAACCCUACUUUGAUAUGCAGUUGAGUACGUGCACAGCUAGGAGAGAUGCAUGUGGCAAGCCAGGAAAACCAAUUGAAGUAUUGGAAUGUGAUGACCAAUUUGGCAAUAUCACGGACAGGGCACAUUGUAACAAGUUUUUCCAAUGCGUUCACGGAAAGCCUGUGAGUCAGCUUUGCCCACCUGGUACACUGUUCGACCCUAGCAGACAACUUUGCGACCACAAAAGCAGUGUGACUUGUAUUAACGAAGACGAAGAGGACGAGGAAGAGGAAAAACCAGAACCAGAGAUCUGCCUAAACGGGGAAUUCACCACGGAUAGCGAUGACUUCAAUGUCUACUACCAGUGCGUACAUGGCAAGAAAGUGGAGCAAAAAUGUCCAGCAGGUCUCAUCUUCGACGUCGCCCUUAAGGUGUGCAAUUAUCCGUAGCAAGUACGUCAGUGACGUCAUGGAUCAACAUAUCUGCUCUAUUCACUUUGAACUCUAUGUCCCUCUUUUUGCGUGCUUUUAAAGCGUCUUCCUGUUUGGAACUAGUAACAAGUCGAGAAUACCAUCAUGAUUUCUGUACAUGCUUGUCAUUUGAAAGUAUAUCUUCCAAUACGAUCCACAAGGUACCAACGAACGCGAUUGUUUUUCCCUGGAGAUUUAGAUGAAUUUCAUAAUACUGUUGGAAUAUAAUUUGAUGUCUAUUUUUGGAAGGAUAACAAAGUCGGGAAAAGAAAGACAUUAUACAUAUUAAUUAUGGAGUAUUUCAUCGUUUGAUUCCAUCCUUUACGAUUCUCCAUAACAUUUAUAGAUGUUUAAUCCAACCAGGAUGCGUUAGUCUGUUUUCUUGUUUUAUAUGAUUGUUGUAACAUGUUCUUUAUUCUGCUUUUUUUCCAAUAAAUUUCUUGCAUUUGA
Pecten maximus is the source of this 1658-nucleotide messenger RNA. RefSeq lists its product as uncharacterized. Lineage: Eukaryota; Metazoa; Mollusca; Bivalvia; Pectinida; Pectinidae. The record is from RefSeq and is a predicted model, not a curated record. Gene Ontology annotation, cellular component: extracellular region. The coding region runs from base 66 to 1187 and encodes 373 amino acids. Gene Ontology annotation, molecular function: chitin binding. The transcript is spliced from 9 exons.